This is a messenger RNA of Hibiscus syriacus, 760 nucleotides long. RefSeq names its product basic leucine zipper 1-like. Gene Ontology annotation, molecular function: transcription cis-regulatory region binding; DNA-binding transcription factor activity. Bases 269 to 640 code for a protein of 123 amino acids. The transcript has a single exon. The record is from RefSeq and is a predicted model, not a curated record. NCBI's taxonomy places the organism in Eukaryota, Viridiplantae, Streptophyta, Magnoliopsida, Malvales, Malvaceae. Gene Ontology annotation, biological process: positive regulation of DNA-templated transcription. Gene Ontology annotation, cellular component: nucleus.
UUCAAAACUCUGAGCUUGAGGGAUUUAUGAUAUGAACUGUCUUUCGUCAUUCUCACAGACUCUUUUCUUUCAUUCAGUUUCGGUUGUCAUUCUUCAUUGGUUUUAUGUCUUCUCCUCCAUCUUGGGUUGAUUUGCUUUUCUCAAAAGAUUUUGACAAUCACUAAGAAAAUUAGUAUUCAUCGUUCUGGUCUUUUGUUUUAUAACUUCUUCCUAGGUACCAGACUUUCCAACCCUUCAAUCCGCAAAAUCGUCCAACGUUCCGCCUACGAUGAGUUCGGGGACCGAUGCCGAUGCCCGGGGCAUGAACGUGGACGAAAAGAAGCGGAAACGGAUGAUAUCGAAUCGAGAAUCGGCUCGACGAUCACGGAUGAAGAAGCAGAAGCUUUUGGAAGAUUUGGCCACCGAGAUUGGGUCAUUGAAGGUUGAAAUUCAUAACAACGCUGAGAAAUGUGAAGUUUUGAUGCAAAAAACUGUUGCCUUGGACUGUGAAAACAACGGUUUGAGGGCUCAACAAAUGGAAUUGGGUCAAUAUUUAAGGAAGCUGGAAUUACUGCAAUCCAAUUUGGCGAAUCAGAGUGGAAGAAGCUUCUGCGAUCAAAUCGUCGACAUUAAUGAACCACCAAAGUAUGGCCUCCACUGAAAUGUUGAACUAUUAAUGUACAGAAUCACAUGUUCAUGGGUUCGGGAUGUUUGCUUUUGCAUUUUGUAAAGAAAAUCAUUGAAUAAAUGAUUGUUAAGUAUUUUGGAUUUGCUUUCGGAA